AUGUCGAAGAGUCUACGCUCAAUACUCGGCGGCGGGAACCGUGUCAGAAAGGCCUCGCGGCCGUCGGCCGCCUCUCGACCAGGCAGCAACAACAGCGCCGCCGCUUCGCAGUCUACUGCACAUUCACAGUCACCCUCGCCACGCAAGCAACGCACGCCCUCUGUGCGACCACGCGGAGGACAAGACGACGUCGACGCCGAGUUUUUCCCGGAGAAACUGGAAGACGCCGGCGGCCUCGCAACGCUGCUCGCGACGGAGCUCACCCUGCGCGACGUUGUCCAAGCCAUGCGUUACAUUCGCGCGCACAUGUUUUCCCCGGUGCCGGAGAUCGGCUUCACUUCCACGCGCCGCACUGAGUUGCUGAAUUACAGGUGCACCUUGCCGCCGCUCGUCACCGCUGGUCAUGUGCACGCCAUCCUCGCUGGGAACGGCCCCACGCGCGUCGAGCGCGAGAUCGCCGAGCUGCUGGGCCGGGGCGUUUUGCGCCGCGUGCGUGUCGAGCGUCGUGGUGGCGGCGGCGAGGCCCUCGUUGAGACGUCGCAGCUCGUCGCGCUGCUGCACGCUGCGCGCGCCGUGUCCGUGGCCACCACGGAGGCUUACACGACGUUUCUUGAGCGCAAUCCGACGGCGCAGACGCUGGGGAGUGACGUGCUGACGGAUGCGCAGACGGACGAGCUGGUGCGCGCGGGGUUUCUCACCAGUGCCGCGACGAGGGCGACGCCGGGGACGACGCUGCAUGUGAGGCCCGAGGACCGCACGACGCUGACGUCGAUUCAGCACGCGGCGAGGUCGGCGUCGGGCACGCUGUCGGCCGUCGGGGGGCAGAACGCGCUCCACAACGCCGGCGGCAGCGGCAGCGGCAGUGGCGGCUUUCUGUCCUCAGCGGCGGCCGCCGACUGCUACCGCGUCGCGGUCCCUGGGCACGGCCGCCACCUCAAGCUCGCUGAGGCGGCGCUGGACUGGCUCCGGGAGACGCUGGGCCGCACAAAAUGGGGCGAAGGCCCGGAGGACUGGCUGCGGGAGCGGUUCGAGGGUGGGGGCUUGUAUGGACCGCGGUGGAAGGAGUUUCAAGGCGCCGAGUGGGCAUGGGUGCUGGGCGAGGCCGUCGGGCUGGGCGUAGUGGAGGUUUUCCAGACGGGGUCGGUUGGACGUGGGGUGAGGGCGCUGGGAGGCUAA
Molecule: messenger RNA, 1176 nt
Organism: Beauveria bassiana ARSEF 2860
Lineage: Eukaryota; Fungi; Ascomycota; Sordariomycetes; Hypocreales; Cordycipitaceae
Exons: 1
Coding region: 1-1176 (391 amino acids)
Biological process (GO): protein phosphorylation; positive regulation of Ras protein signal transduction
Molecular function (GO): protein serine/threonine kinase activity
Source: RefSeq, a predicted model, not a curated record